Molecule: messenger RNA, 3346 nt
Organism: Zea mays
Lineage: Eukaryota; Viridiplantae; Streptophyta; Magnoliopsida; Poales; Poaceae
Exons: 3
Coding region: 1312-2685 (457 amino acids)
Cellular component (GO): cytoplasm
Molecular function (GO): protein binding
Source: RefSeq, a predicted model, not a curated record
AGAAUCUGAAACAAAGAUUCUCAUACACAAAAGGUGCGCUCUCAUCUAGUUUAAUUUCACAAGUGUUUGUCAAAUUUGGGAAAACAAAACGGAGAGUUGGAACUUGGAAGGAAAAAAAUCAUUGUGAUCACUUGCAUCACUUGAUAUUCCACCUCAUCUGUCAUCUCUCUCACACACACACACACACACGAUGUGUUGCUAUUUUUUGGAGGGAGCGAUUCAAGUGUUAUCGAUUAUUUUCCAUUUGGAUCAAGAACUCUUCCGCGGAAUGUAGAGUGGCCAUGAAUUUAGAAUCGGCAUCUCAGUGUGGCACGCUCUGUGAUCGCCUUACAAGUAUGCGGAUACGCAAAAACCGCGCAGCAAUCCAUAUCCAAUCCAACCGAACCAACCAACCCUCGCCUCGCGCGGUCCGCCUCCGCCAUCCUCAUCCAUACCCCAACGGCGCGAAUCCGGCGCGGGGCAUCUCGAGAAAAUCGUUCGUUCGGAAGUGAGGAAAUCCCUCAACAAAGGGAGAUAGAAAAACCAGAUGGCGUUAGACUAGCCAGCCGCUGCCUCGGCCCCCACCAGAGCAGAGGCCGCCACACCCUCACGUCCCUUCCCGGCUUCCCCACCCCUCCUCCUCCUCCUCCUCCGCUUCCCUCGCGCGGCGCGGAACAAGUCCAAGGGGACGGCAGGAAGGAAGAGGAGGCUUCCAGAUUCUUGCGGAACUCCCGCGCCACCCCUCUCCACGCCACCACCACCGCCUUCUCCUCAUAGCCAGCCAGCCUCCCGCGUAGGGUUUCCGCGCGCCACCAUCUCCACUCCAACCCCAGCACCCACCCGUCCUACCGCCGUCGCAUUUGGACCUCUGCGUCUGCCUGCAGCCCUGUUCGCCAAUCGCCACCGACACCCCCUCGUCGUACCGGUUUGGGGAUUUCGUUUUCCCUUUCUCACUGUUGCCGGUUGUAUCGGGGAUCUGGGAGGGAAGUGUUUGUCUUGGUGCUGAUUGUUUCUGACGAUUUGGGCGUCAUUAUCCAGGUCGAGUGGUGUUGGUGAUGUCGGGUGAUUAGAUUUGGGGGUGGAUUGGUAGAGGGGAUACUGAUUAGCUGUUUUGGGGCGCCUGGCUUAUCUGCUAUUGGAUUGGGAUCCAUGAUCGAGACUGCUCCGUGAAGUUUUUGGUCCUAGGGAUUGUGUUUUUUGAUCGGCCCGGACCAGGAAUAGAGGGUUCUCUUGAGGGAGGAGAUCUAGGGCCGCGUGUUCUAUCGUUCUCUGUAGAUAAAAUCAAAAAAAAAGGAGAGAGAGAUAGAGGUAGUGGAAGGGAGACUGGAGGCUAUGGCUCUGAAUUGCUCAUCACGCUCGCUCUGGGUGGCCGAUGAUUGUGCCAGCAUGAUGCUUGGUUGUGGGUGCUGGUCGGAGGAGGCCUCCCCUCUGUCAUCCCGCGGGGUGAAUUCGCUGUGGUGGGAUGACCUGGAGCUGGAAGAGGAGGAGUCGGAUCCUGUGGAUCUCUUACCCACGGACCCCUUUGGGAUGAACCUGGAGACUACGUUCACAGCUGCGAUUGCCAGUUGCAUCGGGGACCUCACAGGCAUGUCUGGUGCUGGGCAUUUGGGAAGCGGUGACGAUGAUGGUUUCUAUGCCGACCUGAGUUAUUACUUGAAUCAGGCUUUUGUGCUCACUCCGGAGCCAUGGAGUGGUGCCUAUACCAGUGUUUUUGAGGAUUCUUUUGUGUCUGGAUGCCUCUCGGGCGCUGGAGGCAUGGAACAGUUUUCACGGUUGCCUCCUAGCUCGUUCUGCUCAGAGCCUAUUGGGGUCACGGAUGACCCAUCUAGCUCUUGUGACACAGCUUUGCCAUGCUGUGAUAUGGUUGAUGUAGCUCCUGUCCAGGAGGGAAAUGAUGCACAUGAAGCAAUGGUGUUUGUCUUGAGCUAUCUUGGCUUACGUGACAUCCUCUCUAUUGAGAUGGUGUGCAAGUCAUUGCGUUCAGCUGUCCGGAACGAACCCUUUUUAUGGAAGUGCAUCCACAUUGACUCGCACUUGGGUGAGAAGAUGUCUGAUGCUGAUCUUCUGUGCCUGACACAGAAGUCCCCAGGUUCUUUGCAGUGCCUGAGUCUUAUGUGCUGUGUAAACAUCACAGAUCAGGGAUUGAAAGCUGUUUUAGAGAGUAAUCUGCAGUUAACAAAGUUGGGCAUUUUCGGUGCUUUCCGGAUUACUCAUCAAGGUCUUGUUGACAGUCUGAGGUCAUUUAGUAUGGAAGCAGAUAUUGGUAUCAAGAAACUCAGAGUUGCAAAUCGUGUCACUGCAUCAGAAGUGCAAUAUGUAGAGCUGUUGUCCUUGAUGAAAAUAGACAAGGAGAUGCCAUUACACAAACAGGAGCCUCGGAUCUUUCAUGCUGAUCGUCUUUUACCAGAUCUUCAUGGUGGAUAUGUUCCUGAUUCUUUCGUACCAGAUCUUCAUGAUGAGUAUGCUCUUGAUAUUGAGAAGUGUCCUCUUUGUCCGAACUACAAGCUUGUUUAUGAUUGCACAUCAAAGGAAUGCAAGACCAGCGGAUCUAGUAUUUGCAGAGGGUGUGUUGUUUGCAUCUCUAGAUGUUUGCGAUGUGGGAGAUGUAUCGACAGUGAGUUUGAAUUUGAAGAGACAUUUUUUCUGGGGAGCAUUUGCCAUGACUGUGUCAAGUAUUCACCCCACCACAGAAAAAUAGAUGUUUGAUUCUGUUAUCCAUUGGAUGGAUACAGUUGUAACAUUGGAUUUCUGUGAUUGAUGCUCCCAUCCAUCAGACAUCUUGACUGAGUAUUUCUAACAAGGAAAAAAAGAGAAAGGUCUACCAGUUUGCUAUCGGUGUAGGUGCAGCAGCUGAUAUAUUGUUUUUGCUUGCAAGAAAAACGAAAAAAAAACAGUAUAACCCAGGAAAUCAGAAGAUCAAAGUAUGGUUUCCGUAUCAUGGUGUCAGCAGUGAAUGGUGACAACUGACAAUUGCUGUAGGGAUGUUUCCUUCUGGAAUAAUGGGAGUGCUCUGCUCAGGAGUGUUGAAGUACAACAUCAUACUUUUUUUCUUUCUCUCCAGCCGGUUGCUUGAUGCUGCAUGUUCCUGGAACGUCAGAAGUAAUUUAAUUCAUUGGCCCAAAAAUAAAAUCAGAUGUAUCUAUCUGUCCCUUACGUUACCUAUCUAAUUGCGUGGCUGUGUGCUAUUACUUGACAAUUGACAAAUGUAAUACUAGUUACUUUCUAGGUUAUAGACACUUUGUACCACGUGAUUUAUUAGAAUAAAAUAAAGACAAACCUCUAACCCAACUAGAUUAUAUCGCGACUGCAUAUGCUCAGGUGCCUGGUUUUGCCAGGUGCGUUUCAGUUCUAUUUUCUGGUGGCUAUA